AUCAGAUUAUUUCCCUUGUUUUACUCGGACUACCUCGAGUAAUGAGCGUUCCGAAUGAUAAAAAAUCGUCUGAAUUUAUGAUUAUGCAAAUAUUUCAGAAACACACAUAAAAUAUGGCAAAUAGACAAUCACAGAAAAGGUCUAGAAGUCCUGAAUGUGAAGAAUGUCUGCCUAUAUCAAAAAGAAUAAACAGGUUACAAAUAGAGAAUGAUAGAAGACAAAGUGAAGAAGAGAAAACUGUAGAUUUACAGUCAAACCAGUCACCAGAUCUAUCCAGCAUACAAUCAUCCAGUAGUAGACAACAAAAUCUGUCCAUGAAUCCAUGUCAGGAGUGUGCCGGCAACAACAAUUUACCCUAUGACAUUGUACAAGGAUAUAACCCUGAGCUUACCAAUAGAGACAACCCCGAGUACUAUAGGAUUAAUAGCAUGCUGUUUAAAGCACAUUAUGAGAGAGUGUUAAGACAUAAGGAUACAUUACAGUACCCCGAUACAUAAUUUCUGUGGCAUAAUGUUUUAAAUUAUUGAAACAAGGGAAUAGUUACAUGUAACAUUAACUGCGCCACAAAACCAGUGUUUUGUAAGAGAAAUCCUGAAGAAGUGUUGCUUUUUUAUUAUGCUAAAACAAUUUGGGAUUAUUAAUGUAUUUAUCUUAUGAAGUCAAAUAAUUUCCCAAAAGAGGGAUUGAACAUGUUAUCAUUAUAUUGUGUUUAAGUUUAUUUGUUAUGAUUUUUCAUUGCCUGAAAAUUUUGAAGAAGAAACUAUUCAGAUGACAUGUAAAAAAUAAAUGUAAGCACUAA
Mytilus californianus (California mussel) is the source of this 799-nucleotide messenger RNA. RefSeq lists its product as uncharacterized. The transcript has 4 exons. The coding region runs from base 114 to 497 and encodes 127 amino acids. The record is from RefSeq and is a predicted model, not a curated record. Lineage: Eukaryota; Metazoa; Mollusca; Bivalvia; Mytilida; Mytilidae.